UUUAUGGGGAACUCCUGGAGCUAGUGGGGAAAGGGAGAGCCUUGGUUUGCUAUUCGAGUUCAGUGGCCUUGCGAAAAUCACAUAACUUUUCAAAGCCUCGGUUUCCUUAUCUGUAAAAUGAGAAUAAUGAUACCUAGUUUGCAGGGUUAUUUGAAAAUUUACAAGUACAGUUUGGCUAGAAAGCCACUGUUCGUUCUAGUGCUGCACAGACCUGGUGUGAGGUCUUUACCAAAAAUUGUCUUUUCAUUGUUAAAAACAAGACUUAUUCCCUUAUUUCCUCUGGUUCUGUCUUUCCAAGCUUAGUAUUCCUUGCUGUCUACCUGAGCUAAACUCUUCUAAGUGUUAUUGUCAUUACCAGGCCAGAAGGUGAUUGGUAGAGAAAGAAAGUCAUUAUGUAGAAGAGAGAAAAUUAAUGUUAAUUAAAUGUACAAUUGUUGAGCUAGCUUCUGCAUUCUGUGUGUUCCUGUAGUGUGAAGUAUAUACUAGGAAUUCCUUCAACUAGCAUUCAUUUUAUUUUGUUUUGUUUUAAAUGCAUGCUUAGGGAAAUAGUGAAUACAAAUCAGAUUUCAGAAACUAUUGAGCUGUCUGAAUGCAUUUGGGUACAGUAAAUUCCAAAUCCCAAAACUGUGUGUAGAAAGAGAACAACUUCCUUGAAUGAUUAAGCUUUUUCAUCUAUAACACCAUAUACAUGGCAUUUUAAAAUUAUACUUUUAUUGAUGUGUAUUAAUACAUAUGACAUUCCUUAUUUAUUAGUAAUGUAGUGGUUCUCAAAGCCUAUAUUUUUCUAUUACAGGUUGCUCACUUUUUUGAAGGAGGCCUAGUUUGCAUCUCAGCAUGUCAAUAGUAACAGUGCAACUUGGUCAGUGUGGCAAUCAAAUUGGUUUUGAAGUAUUUGAUGCUCUAUAUAGUGACUCACACUGUCCCCAGGGACUCUGCUCUAAAAGAGAGAAUGAGGUGUAUCAAGCAUCUUGCAAAGAAAGAUUCUUCAGUGAAGAGGAAAAUGGAGUUCCCAUUGCCCGGGCUGUACUUGUUGAUAUGGAACCUAAAGUUAUCAAUCAAACACUAUCAAAGGCUGCCCAGUCUGGCCGAUGGAAAUAUGGCCAGCAUUCGUGCUUCUGUCAGAAACAAGGUUCUGGAAACAACUGGGCAUAUGGUUACUCUGUUCAUGGACCCAGGCAUGAAGAAUCUAUAAUGAACCUAAUCCAGAAGGAAGUGGAAAAAUGUGACUGUUUGAGUGGUUUUUUCAUCAUAAUGAGUAUGGCUGGGGGCACAGGAUCAGGUCUAGGAGCCUUCGUUACACAGAAUUUACAAGAUCACUACUCAAACUCUUUGAAAAUGAAUCAGAUUAUAUGGCCUUAUGGAACCGGUGAGGUUAUUGUUCAGAACUACAACUCCAUUUUGACUCUUUCUCACUUGUACCGAUCUUCAGAUGCCCUCCUCGUUCAUGAAAAUGAUGCUGUUCAUAAGAUCUGUGCAAAACUGAUGAACAUCAAGCAAAUCUCCUUUACCGAUAUAAACCAAGUCCUUGCACAUCAGCUGGGAAGCGUGUUCCAACCUACUUAUUCUAUGGAAGGCUCAUAUCACUACAGAAGAAAUCCAUUAGGAGAGUUAAUGGAGAAUUUAGUCCCCCAUCCUGAAUUCAAGAUGCUGGGUAUUCGUAACAUUCCUCAGAUGUCUGAGAACUCACUGCCUUACAGUACGUUUACUUGGGCUGGCCUCCUCAAGCACCUGAGACAGAUGCUCAUUUCUAAUUCGAAAAUGGAAGAAGGUAUUGAUUGGCAGGUUCGGCCUCCUUUAUCAGGACUUCCUACUCUUGGUAAAGUGUCUCUCAACAGGGAGCUUCAUUUUAACACUUCCAUUGCUAACUUGGUCAUCCUUCGUGGGAAAGAUGUGCAUAGUGCAGAUCUGGGAGGAUUUAAAGAUCCAGCACUCUAUACUUCUUGGUUAGCGCCUGUUAAUGCUUUCAAUGUAUGGAAAACCCAGCGAGCAUUUAGCAAAUAUGAGAAGUCUGCAGCAUUGGUCAGCAAUAGCCAGUUCUUACUAAAACCACUUGAUACGAUUGUGGGCAAAGCAUGGAAUAUGUUUGCUUCAAAAGCCUACAUUCAUCAGUACACAAAAUUUGGAAUUGAAGAAGAGGACUUUCUGGACAGUUUCACAUUGUUGGAACAAGUUGUUGCCAGUUACUGCAAUCUCUGAUUGCCAACAGAGGAGAAAAAGUACCCUAGGUCAUUUUGGGGCUAAACAAUUUUCAAUAUUACUUUUUCUGUAAGGUGUUCAGAUCCCUACCUGUUAAAGUAACAAAGGUGAAUGCUGUUUCCUUUGGCAUACCAUAACCACAGAAAAGGAGGAAAACUUUUUUUUUUAAUUUUUUUUAACGUUUAUUUAUUAUUGAGAGAUACAGACAGAGUAUGAGCAUGGGAGGGGCAGAGAGAGAGGGAGACACAGAAUCCAA
Prionailurus viverrinus (fishing cat) is the source of this 2452-nucleotide messenger RNA. It is a transcript of the gene TUBD1, whose product is annotated as tubulin delta 1. NCBI's taxonomy places the organism in Eukaryota, Metazoa, Chordata, Mammalia, Carnivora, Felidae. Gene Ontology annotation, biological process: microtubule cytoskeleton organization; mitotic cell cycle. Gene Ontology annotation, molecular function: structural constituent of cytoskeleton; GTP binding. The record is from RefSeq and is a predicted model, not a curated record. The transcript is spliced from 8 exons. Gene Ontology annotation, cellular component: cytoplasm; microtubule. Bases 835 to 2196 code for a protein of 453 amino acids.